Gadus chalcogrammus (walleye pollock) is the source of this 1969-nucleotide messenger RNA. RefSeq names its product heat shock protein nuclear import factor hikeshi (gene hikeshi). The record is from RefSeq and is a predicted model, not a curated record. Gene Ontology annotation, molecular function: nuclear import signal receptor activity; Hsp70 protein binding. The transcript has a single exon. Gene Ontology annotation, biological process: protein import into nucleus. NCBI's taxonomy places the organism in Eukaryota, Metazoa, Chordata, Actinopteri, Gadiformes, Gadidae. Bases 294 to 896 code for a protein of 200 amino acids. Gene Ontology annotation, cellular component: cytosol; nucleus.
AGCAGAUCACAAGGAUAGCCAGUCGACUACCGAACCGUCGAACACGCCCAACAGGCGGGACCUGUCCAGGCUGCAGAGCCGAUAGUCGAGCUGUGGAUGAGGGGGCAGGACAGAAGUUUCUCUCCAACACGCCGAGAACAUCAACCGAACCUUGAAGUUAUUAUUGAUUACUGUGGACACAACCACGGCGGGCCGGGUUUAUUCUCUACGGGAUUAGACCCGUUAAGAAGUGAGUCUAGUGUGUGGCUCCCGCUAGCCUGGUGCUAGCCUGGCGCUAGCUGUGGUUCUUCGGUAUGUUGGGCUGCCUGGUGGCGGGCCGGCUGGUCCAGACCGACCCGCUCAGGGUCGCUGGGGAUAAGUUCGUGUUCAACCUAGCGGACUACGAGAGCGUGAACCAUGUGGUGGUGUUCCUGUUGGGUACGGAGCCCUUCCCGGCCGGAAUGGGGGGCGCCGUGUACUUCUCGUUCCCUGACCCGGCGGCUGGGGGACAGGUGUGGCAGCUGCUCGGCUUCAUCACCAACGAGAAGCCGAGCGCCAUCUUCAAGAUCUCCGGCCUGAAGGCGGGAGAGGCAGGAGGCACGCACCCCUUCGGGACGAUGGGGGCCGCCUCCCCGGCCAUCUCCAUGGCCCAGGUCGGGGUGUCCGUGGAGUUGCUGGACCAGCUAGCCCAGCAGACCCCGGUGUCGGCCGCCACCGUGUCCACCGUGGACCCCUUCAUGCAGUUCACGCAGAAGAUGCUGGACAGUUUGUACAACUUUGCGUGUUCGUUCUCCGUCACCCAGGCCCAGAUGACCCCCAGCCCCAGCGAGAGCUUCAUCCCGUCCAGCUGCAUCCUCCGCUGGUACGAGAACUUCCAGCGACGGCUGGCCCAGAACCCCACCUUCUGGAAGAGCUGAACGACCCCAAGCGCCCGGAGCAGGACGGGGUCGCCGACCCGCUCCUGGGGGGUCCUUGUUGCCAAAGCAGAGCCGCUGCAUGAUGAUGCCCUGAACCAGACCCAAACAUAUUUAUUUAAAGGGUUUUAACUUUGCUAUCUAGUUGCUAAGCUCCGCAGCACAUAUUCGGCUCGGAUUUAAAUAAUAAAAGUAUAUUAACAAGGUUCUAGUCCUUGAAUGCUUCUGAGGCGAAGUGUGUAAUAGUGAUUUAUUCAUCUGCUGUACAUGUGACCCUUCCGUGCUCUAUAUAUAUAUAUAUAUUUCAAUCAUGAGGCAGCCCUACUUUACAGACAGGCCUACCUGCGAUGUUUACAUCAGUUCAAACAAAGUGUCAGACUUCCUACUUGUCAUUAACGUAUAUUUUGCCAUGGUUCAAUAUAACUACUAAAUCGUAUCAUCAGGAUAGUGCAAUUGACGAAUUAUUUGAAUUAAAUAAAGUAAACAUCAUACCAUAACCACCCAUCACCACAACUGAACCCAGCGUUCUGUCUCCAUCCCACAACGCCGUCUUCCCUGUGACGAUUUUUUGCUUGUUUUUGGAAUUAUAGGACAUUUACGAGCAAAUAUUUCAGGCUAGUCGGCACCGUGCCUGAAUAGGCUCCUUGACCAGAUCGUUGGAACGAGCUCCAUGACCUGAUCAGGCGUCCUCGAGGAGCCGCUAUAAAGCAGGUUAAAUGACUGGUCAAGUGAAUCUGGUGCUCAAGUACCUCCCUCCACUAACCACCUUGCCUUGGCUGGUAGGGUUGGGUUGUUGGCUCAUGAGCGAGCGUGUGUGUGGGGACACACCCCGACUUCACCCUUCCAAAGACGCCAACCCUUUCACCAACCACACGUUCGCUCAUACAUAAAGUACAAAACACAAAAACUGUUUAGAGGUAACAGCCCGAUGUUUAAGUUUUGAUAUUUAAAUACAAGAACAUAGAGGCUAUAGUAAAUAUUAAGAAUGAUGUAAAAACGUGAAACAAAGUCACUCGCUUUGACAAACAAAAUAUAUUUAAGAGGUAACAGUCCCAUGUUUAAAUAUAACUAUAUAA